Gongylonema pulchrum is the source of this 747-nucleotide messenger RNA. NCBI's taxonomy places the organism in Eukaryota, Metazoa, Nematoda, Chromadorea, Rhabditida, Gongylonematidae. The record is from the annotation of a GenBank genome assembly.
AUGGCGGCGCCAGUGGUCAGCCUGAGGGUCACAGCCGACUACCAGCAAUAUCCAUAUGAGAAGCGCUAUCCGUCCUCGAUGACGCUACGCACACUGAAAGACAAAUUGCAGCUAGUUGUUGGCUGGUCCAGUGAGUCAAUGAGGACAGAACUGAGGGAUAAGGAUGGGCAGUUCCUCUCUUUCCUGACGGAUGAUCAAGCAACUCUUGAGCAACUUGGCGUUCAGGAUGGGAUGCAAAUCCAUGUCACCCAUAGCGCUAAUGACGGAGCUGCAAUUCUCGCAAGUGUUGCUACGGUUGAGAAAUAUACGAUAUCGGAAGAGAAAUACAAUGAGCGCGAGGACUCGGUGCGUGCCUGGAAACAACGGGAAGGCCUGGAACUGAAGAGCAAUGUAGCUGCUGAAGCCGAAAAAGUGGCAAAAGAAUUUGAGGCGAGUUGCCUUCUCUUAUCCUCGUUAUUACUGAAAAAUCUGACUCACGAAUUCAUUGGUCGUAUGUUUGAGGUUGGUGAUCGCUGCAUCGUAAAAAUGCCGAACCAGACGGAAAAAGCUGGGUUUGUGUCUUAUGUAGGACUCACGAAUUUCAAGCCGGGCUACUGGAUUGGUGUUACAUACGACGCGCCACUCGGGAAGCAUGAUGGUUCUGUAGAUGGAGUCAGAUAUUUCACCUGUGAAAAUGGCCACGGUGCGUUUGUGCGACCUCAGUUUGUGCGAAAACAGAUGCCAGAUGCGGAAGUAGAGGAAAUAUGA